AUGAAACAAGGACAAUAUGGCGCGAUAAAACAAAUAACGCAUGAUUGUAAAUCAAUAUUUUCUAUAUCUCCGAUCGUGGGCACAAAAUCACGGCAUAAGCUGUACAAUGAUGAAAAACUGGAGUAUAUAAAACCACUGCUUUCCAGAAUCAAUCAAUUUAUCUCUAACCAAGGUUAUAUAAUACGCCAAUGUUAUAAACAGUAUGAUGUUCAUAACUUAGGUGAAGUGACCGAAAGCCAAUUUUUCAGAGGGUUUCCUGGUCCGAAGGAUAUCAGUGAUGAAGAAAUGAUGUCACUCGUUCAGCGUUAUAAAUCACUAACUAAUGCUGGUUUUGUAGAUUAUCUGGCUUUUGAAAAAGACCUUGAAACGAUUGACUCACACGAAAAGGCUUUGGAAGAUAACACGAAACUUGUAAAAGACAGAGAUAUUGAUCGUAUCUCCCAGAAAGAUAAUUUAUUAAUUCCAUCACAACAUAUGAUUGUUGACCGCAUAAAAUGUACUAUUCGGAAACGUGGUAUACGUGUUAUGGACUUUUUUGUGGAUUAUGAUAAGUUAAAACAUGAUGAAGUAACGGAACAUCAGUUCACAUGUGCUCUCCUAUCAUCUGUUGGUAAGGAAGCUAAAUUAAGUCGCGAGGAGGUUCAAAUGCUUGCAAACUACUACCGUUCAAUAACAAACCCUCAGUUCAUUAAUUAUCGCGAAUUUUGUAGAGAAAUUGACUCACCUUUUCAGACGCUGUAUUUGGAGAAGGAUCCGUUAAAGCCAAUUACCAUUCCAGCUAGAGGUGCACUUUCACAGCAUCUAUGCGUAUUAAGCCAAGAAGAUGAAGAUCGUGUAUCUAAACUAAUCGAAGAAAUCGGACGUCAAGUUCGUGAAAAAAGAAUAUUAACAUAUCCAUAUUUUCAGGACUAUGAUAUGGGAUCAUGUUUUUCGAGAAGUAUUACUAAUACACAAUUUGAAAGAGUAUUAUACUUUCUUGGUUUGAAUCUGAGUAAGGAAGAUUGUCGUCGUUUAUGUAGAAAAUUCACCAAUCCUACAAAUGGUUGUAUUAAUUAUGGAGCAUUCUGCGAAAAGGUAGAUGACUGGUUUACCGCUGCGGCCCCUGUCAAAUUCGAUGAAGGUAAUCCAGGAGAUGUGAAUUUUGAAGUAUCAAACAAGGUUAUAACAAAACGCACACCUGAAAUAGGUGAUACACGCUGUGGUAAAAGUGUAGUUCACCGAAAUUGGCACUCAACAGUAAUGCCAGUAAUUAUAUCAGUUGGAGAUCAAUGGCCUGUUGAGGUUUUAUUAAACCGUGUCCGACAUUUGGUUCUAGUUAACCGAAUACCAUUAAAACCUGGGUUUCAUGAUUUCGAUCAUUUACGUAGUGGUUAUGUUACACGAUCUCAGUUUGAACGUUGUUUAACCGCCGCAGGGCUAACGCGUUUACACCUGCACGAUCUUACACCGGCACAAGUAAACAUCUUGGCAGACAGAUACGUGUCUUCAACUGAUACCAACAUGGUGAACUGGAUAAAAUUUGUUAAUGAUGUAGAAACAGUGUUUACUCUACCGGGGUUGGAAAAACAACCACUCACUCGUGUGCUACCACAAGAAACAUUUGUCCAACCGAAACCAGGUACAGCAGAUUGGUUAUCAGUAACUGAAGAGAUGAAACAGAAUUAUGAAAAUGGUAUGGGAGUUUUAAGACAAAAAGUAAAUGAACGUCGGUUGGAUUUAACUCCAGAUUUUGCGGCUUUUGAUUUUUUACAUCGUGGAAUAGUGACAACAAAAGAAAACGAAUAUAAAUAUCCAGAACGCUUAGCUACAUCUCAGAGAAUAAAUAAGCUGAGUAAAGAAAAAACGGAAAUAGAACCGGUAAUGGGAGAUGCUGAAGGUAUUAUGGAUACACUGAAAGCAGAGGUAUACCGCAGAAGUCUGAGAUUAUCUGAUUGGUUUCGCGAUCACGAUAAACUCAAUCAUGGAUACUUACAAAGAAUAACGUUUCGCCGAUGUCUAGGGGUUCUCAACUUAAAAAUUAAUGAGAAAAGUUUAAAUAUUCUUGAAGACAGAUAUAAAGGUUCAAUGCCUGAUACAGUAGACUGGCGGGCAUUUGUUAAUGAUGUUGAGACUGUAUUUCAAACACCAAACUUAGAGAAAGAUCCAUUAAUUGAACCUGGUACAUAUAAACCUGAUUCAUCAGUUGCCCAGAACCACUUGACAGCUGAAUUAGCUAAAUCUGCUGACAAGGCUAUAUUUAAGAUAGCAGCUAAAGUUAAACAACGUAGAAUACUACUGUUAACAAUGUUCAGUGAUUUUGACGAAACUCAUCGAUUAACGGUUAAUCAAAGUCAAUUUCGUCGUGUUCUAACGACACUUGGACUUGGGGAGUCAUUAACAGAAAGAGAAUGGAUUGCAUUAUAUUGCAAAUACUGUCAUCAAAUGGGUCUAACAAACAACGUCAAUUAUCAAGCUUUUAUUGAUGAUAUUUACACAAGAGCUGGUAUGGAUCCGCGUAUGCCAUAG
Molecule: messenger RNA, 2505 nt
Organism: Schistosoma mattheei
Lineage: Eukaryota; Metazoa; Platyhelminthes; Trematoda; Strigeidida; Schistosomatidae
Source: the annotation of a GenBank genome assembly